This is a messenger RNA of Momordica charantia (bitter melon), 2267 nucleotides long. Lineage: Eukaryota; Viridiplantae; Streptophyta; Magnoliopsida; Cucurbitales; Cucurbitaceae. The record is from RefSeq and is a predicted model, not a curated record.
CAGUUUCUCUUCACAGCAUUACAAAUACCAACACACAGCAAUAGGAAUCGGUUUCCAUUUUCCAUUCCAAUCCCUUCGAUCUGGGAACUUCUUCCAUUCCUCCGCUUUCAUCGCCUUCCCUUGCUUCGACUCCCAAAUGAAUCUCUGAUCACUCCCACCAUUUUUUCCGAUCGGAAAUCUCUGUUUUCUUGCAGCAAUCCUUCCCAUAUCGCUUGCGCCUUUGACCGGUCAAAGGGUUGUUUCGUGUUUGUCUGUUUCCAGAUGAAGAAGGUAGCGGUGGGAGCGGCUGUGGUCUGCGCAGCUGCUGUUUGCGCUGCGGCGGCGUUGGUGGUGCGCCACCGGAUGAAGAGCUCCGGGAAGUGGGCCCGAGCCAUGGCCAUCUUGAAGGAGUUUGAGGAGAAGUGCAAAACUCCGGUUGAGAAGCUCAGGCAAGUGGCGGAUGCUAUGACUGUGGAGAUGCAUGCUGGCCUCGCAUCUGAAGGCGGGAGCAAGCUCAAGAUGCUCAUCAGCUAUGUCGAUAAUCUUCCCACCGGGGACGAGAAGGGGUUGUUCUAUGCAUUAGAUCUUGGUGGCACAAAUUUCCGUGUAUUGCGUGUACAGUUGGGAGGAAAGGAUGAACGUGUUGGUAAGCAAGAAUUUGCGGAAGUGUCAAUCCCUCCACAUUUGAUGACUGGGUCUUCAGAUGCCUUAUUUGGUUUUAUAGCUGAAGAACUUGCAAAAUUUGUUGAAGAAGAAGGUGAUGGCUUCCACCCAGCCUCUGGUAGACAAAGAGAGCUGGGUUUUACGUUUUCUUUCCCAGUUAGACAAACAUCUAUUGCAUCAGGGACACUUAUAAAGUGGACAAAGGGAUUCAACAUCGAGGAAACAGUUGGGCAAGAUGUGGUAGGAGAAAUAACGAAGGCCAUGGAAAAAAUUGGACUGGAUAUGCGUGUGGCGGCUUUGGUAAAUGAUACAAUUGGCACAUUAGCUGGAGGCAGAUACCACAAUGAUAAUGUUAUUGCUGCUGUGAUUCUGGGAACUGGAACAAAUGCAGCAUAUGUGGAGCGGGCUCAUGCAAUUCCUAAAUGGCAAGGCCUUCUACCCAAAUCAGGAGAGAUGGUUAUUAACAUGGAAUGGGGUAACUUCCGGUCUUCUCAUCUACCAAUCACUGAAUAUGAUCAAGCUCUAGAUUUUGAAAGUUUAAACCCUGGGGAACAGAUUUUUGAGAAGAUGAUAUCCGGUAUGUAUCUGGGAGAAAUAGUUCGAAGAGUUCUGUGCAGGAUGGCUGACGAAGCUGCCUUUUUUGGUGAUGUUGUCCCCCCAAAACUCAGAAAACCUUUCAUUCUCAGGACUCCUGACAUGUCUGCUAUGCAUCAUGAUACAUCUCCAGAUCUGAAAGUCAUCGGAAGCAAGCUGAACGAUAUCUUGGAGGUAUCUAACAGCUCCCUCAAGAUGAGAAAAAUAAUUGUCGAGUUAUGCAACAUUGUUGCUGUACGUGGUGCACGCCUAUCGGCUGCUGGGAUUUAUGGGAUCAUCAAGAAAUUGGGAAGAGACACCCCCAAAGAUGGGGAUAAUCAGAAAUCUGUCAUAGCUGUUGAUGGUGGGUUAUUUGAGCACUACACCAAGUUUAGAAACUCUUUGGAGAGUUCACUGAAGGAAUUACUGGGUAAAGAAGUUUCCGAGAACGUUGUGAUUCAGCUCUCGAGCGAUGGCUCCGGCAUUGGAGCAGCACUUCUCGCAGCGUCUCAUUCCCAAUAUCUUGGGGUAGAGGAAUCCUGAAAAGAGGAGUCCGAUGCCAGCCAAGGUAGCUCAAAAGAAGGAAAAAGUUUCAAAUUUUGUUUGUAAAAGAACUUGUAUUCUUUGGCUUACGACUUGAGAUUAUUUAGGCUCCUCGUUUCAAUGACUCCCCGAGUCUAAUUUUAUGGUUCAGAGCGUAUCAUCUCCAGCAAUGGAUCAAUUAUGUGGUAGAUUUGCCUGCAGAGACUCCCAAGAUUUUGAAGUGGCUCCCUCUGUCCGUAUGAUGUUGGAGCCAAUGUUGAUGGCAUCGGAGCGCAAUUCGUUUCCUUCGACGUGGCUAAUAAAUGGGGAUGAGAGGCUUUCCUCUCCAUCUUCGUCGACGAAUCAUCCUUCUCGAGUUCCUUUGCCAAAUAAAUUAGAACCAUAUGGUCUGUCUGCAGGUUGUUGAAAUUCUCCUUUCCAGUUGGAUCAAUCCAUCAAUGGAUGAUAGCAAGAAAAAAAACUGUCUUGGAGCGUACAAAUAAAGAUUUCUUUUCCCUUUGUUCAUCGUA